Astyanax mexicanus (Mexican tetra) is the source of this 4981-nucleotide messenger RNA. RefSeq names its product mical-like 2a (gene micall2a). Lineage: Eukaryota; Metazoa; Chordata; Actinopteri; Characiformes; Acestrorhamphidae. The transcript is spliced from 19 exons. The record is from RefSeq and is a predicted model, not a curated record. Gene Ontology annotation, molecular function: protein binding. The coding region runs from base 363 to 3167 and encodes 934 amino acids.
GUGUGUGAAGAGUGAAGCAUCAGGUUCAGUCCUCUUUCUCCUCUUUAGAGUUUCAGUCUCUCAGCUCUUCAGAAGCUGUUCUCUGCUGCACUGCUGUUUCUGUUUCUGCUGCUGGAGGUAAACAGAGCGCCUGGUGGUGGUGCUUUCCCAGUUUUGACUAUCUGGAGGAAGGAGGAGAAGGAGGGACAACACAGCCUCCUCCCACUGCUCCCAGUCCGGGAUACAGAGCCACAGAGAACCGCAGACACCCACAGGAGCACCCAGAGAUCCACAGGAGCUCACAGAGAUCCACAGAGACCCACAUAAACCUACAGAGAACCACAGAGAUCUGCAGAGAUCCACAGGAGCCCUAAGGGGGGACCAUGGCUGCUAUCAAAGCCCUGCAGCAGUGGUGUAAGCUCCAGUGUGAUGGGUAUAGGGAUGUGUCCAUCAUUAAUAUGACCACAUCCUUCAGAGAUGGACUGGCUUUCUGCGCUCUGAUCCACAAGUUCAGACCGGACCUCAUAAAAUUCGAGACCCUCAGUAAAGACAAUGUGUAUGACAACAACCACUUGGCAUUUCGUGUGGCAGAGGAUCAUCUGGGGAUUCCAGCUCUUCUGGAUGCGGAGGACAUGGUGGCGCUGCCGGUUCCAGACCGGCUCAGCAUUCUCACCUACGUCUCCCAGUACUACAACUACUUCAGUGGGCGCUCACCCACAGGAGGAGUGGGAGGUGUUAAAAGGCCAGCAGAGGGCUCGAAGGAGGAGCCAUCAGAGAAGAAGAAUCUCCCAGUGGUUGCCAAAACCUUUAACCCACAAGCACUUCCCGAGAACCGGCCACCAUCUUCCUCUGCCUCCUCUAAAGCUCCCAGAGAACUACAUCGUCCAGCUAUCCUCAUUCAGAACAGCAGCAGCUCUGAGAAACACACCUCCACCCCCCUGACCCAGAAACCUGCUGUAGAGAACAGACCAGCAUCCACCCACAUCCAGAAACACUCUGCACCCAGUGUCUCACCCUCCAGAAUCAGAGUGUCUCCUAAACCAGACCGAGCCUCUGAGAAGAACACCGUACUGGUGGAGAGCUCUAAUAAAACUGGGACUCUGAACAGUAAGUGUGCUGUGUGCAGGAGUCACGUUCACCUGGUCCAGAGACACCUAGUGGAUGGGAAACUCUACCACAGGAGCUGCUUCAAGUGUUCUGAGUGUUCGGCUCCUCUGAAGUCGGGCUCUUUUAAAGCGGGUCAGGAGCCGGGAACCCUGCUCUGCUCCUCCCAUCACUCCACCCGCAAUGGCUUCAUGUCUUCACUGAAGAAUCCGGGCUCUGAAUCUGCUGUGGUCGGACCCAAACCUGAGACAGGAAGUGAUCCAGCUCCUCCUCAGCACGUCUCGGUUCUCUCCAGCCCAGUUAAGGCCGUGCCCAGGCCGGUGGAGCCCCGCCCGGCCCCGCAGCCAUGGACUGCGUCUGCGCAGAGAACGCAGGAGGCCAGACAGAGGUUCUUCCUGUCUGUAGACCCAUCUCCACUUCCUUCAGUCAGUGCCAAGAGUCCAUCUGAUCCACCUGUAGCCCAGAACAACGUUCUGACAUCUGAAGAGGAGAAGAACCGGGCCCGGGCCCUCAUCACUAAGAAGCUAGCUGAAGGAAACUGCAACAAUAACAACAGGGCUUACAGCUGUGGCCUCAGAACCACAGCCAGCAGCAGCUCGGCAAGCAGACGCUCGGCUGAUGAAGCCCCCAGCUGGAGGCAGGAGAAGCCUGGCUCAGCCGCGGCAGAGCGACGGACCAGCCGGCUUCCAGCCACCCCCUCCCCCACCGACACCAGCAGCAGCAUCAUCAGCGGCAGCAUCAGCGGCAGCGGCACCAAGGAGUCCCUCUGGCUUAGCGCCAUCAGCAAGGAGUGCACCAGACCUCCCUCGGCUCACCUCGCCGUCGCCGGAGGUACCGCCGCCAAAAACAGCGGGAGCAGUAAGGAGCCGGCUGAGUGGCAGCCGAAGCUGAAUGCCGCUCCAAAUGGACCAGGACUGAGAAUCUGCAGCGCUGCUGAGAUUAACACCGUAACUCCAGAGAAAAACAAGAUCUGCAACCAUCUGAAUGACCAGAACACUCCUCCUGCACCAGUCCUCCCAGUAUCAACCCCUACUCGCCCAGUAUCUGACCAGAACACUGACAAAUCUCCACUCCCAGAUCAACCACUGCAUAGCCCUGCUGGCCGGGGCUUUAAGAGUGAACCUCACACACCAGCUUCCUCUCAGAGUGGUAACACUUGGUCAGCCAACUCUUCCCCCACCAAGCCACCAAACCCAGUAUAUCCUGCUUCUGCAGAGUCUCGCCGUGGGUCUGCUGGACGGGCCUCUAAAUGUGAGAUUCCUAUUGGAUCAUCACCCAACUGGAAAGUUCCAACUGCAGAGAAACAGCCAGGACUGUUUAUUGAAUCCAGUUAUAGAUCUGGAAAUUCCAAAGAAGUCCCAUCUCACCAGCUUCCACAGGAAGUCAGCUCCUCCCAGAGUGAAUCACUCAAACCCAAACCACCUUCUCCUAAACGGACCAAGAACGGUGUUUCUACAGAGCCAGGUUCUGAAAAUGGAAAUGUGUUCUUCACAAGCAGCCUCCCACCUGAAACAUUAUCACCAUCAAUGAAGUCUCACCAUAUCCCGAUGGAGCAGAUCAGUCAGGAGCUGCAGGAAAUUGAGGAGCGGCUGGGUGAUUUGGAGAAGGAAGGGAUAGAUCUGGAGGGGAGACUCCGGCGCUGUGAGGAGGAGGGGAGCGGGGACAUUCUGAUGGAUCCGUUGAUUGUGGACUGGUUUAACCUGAUCCGAAAGAAGCAGAGUUUCAUACGGAGGGAAUCUGAGCUCAUGUACAUAGCAAAAACCCAAGAUUUAGAGGAGCAGCAGCCUGGAGUGGAGGGAGAGCUCAGGAGACUGAUAAAUAAACCAGAGCAUCUGAAAAGCACUGCAGAGAGAAAGAGGGAGGCGUAUCUGAUGAACCGGCUGGUAGAGAUUGUGAACGACAGGAACGCCAUUGUGGAGGGACUGGAGGAAGACCGCCUGAGGGAGGAGGAAGAGGAUCAGCAGCUGAAUGAAAUGAUGCAGAGACUGGGUCUGAAGAAACUAAAAAACAAGAGGAAGUCCUCCUUCUCCAAGCUGUUCAGACGCAGGAGUAAAAAGGUCCUGGUGGAGAAGUCUUCAGGGUGAUCUUCAGGAGGGCAGAUGGUUGGUGAUCUUGUGGAUCCUGCUUCAAACGACAGUCAGGAGUCAAACUCGCGGUCUUGGCGUUACUCAAACAGCCGUGUGAGGUGGAGGUGAGGUGGAGGUGAGGUAGGCUCAGGCCAGUGCUGAGAAGCUGUGGUGAGUUCAGGGCUCUAUAGCACUAUAGCAUUCUUCACAGAACAGUCACGGGACACUCAACGUCUUCAGGAAACACUAGCUUUAGAUUUUUAUUUACAGGUUUUUAUAUAUAUAUACAUAUAUAUACAUAUAUAUGUAUAUAUAUGUAUAUAUAUGUAUAUAUAAUUUUUUGUUUUAGAUUAGCUUGUUGCGUGUUUGUGCACUAUUGCUUCAUUUAUUUACGUAUUUAUUUUCUGUUUCCUCAGUUUUUAGCCACAUAAUUCACUGUUCAUAAUUAAAAACGUUCUUCUGCACUGUGGUUUGUAAAAAAUGGGUUAAAUAAGAGUGUCGUUUGAUGUUGUGUUUAAAAAUAUUAUCUAGAUAUGUUUAGUUAUUCAGUCUUUUUUCCCCAACAUUUCACAAUGUCUUCAAAUAAGAAACACAUUAAAUCCUUUCACUAUAUGUAUAUAUAUAUAUAUAUAUAUAUAUAUAUAGUAAUACACUGACAUGCCAAAAUAUACCAGAAUCUGUCCCAUGACUUUUGCCAUGUCCUGUGGAAGCUAAAAAAAUUUCUUACAUUUACAGCAGUUAUAUACCAAAAGUCCUCAGUUUUUAGCCACAUAAUUUACUGUUCAUAAUUUAAUAAUGUUCUUCUGCACUAUGUGUUGUAAAAUGGGUUUAAUAAGAGUUUUGUUUAAAGUUGUGUUCAGAAAUAUUAUUUAAAUAUAUUUAGUUAUAUCCACUAUAUGUAGUCUUUUUCCUACAUUUUCACAAAGUCAUCAAAUAAAAACACAUUAAACACCCUCACGAAAAUACAUACAUAAAAAUACAUCAAAUACAGCAGGUCUUACAAUUACAGUAAUACACUGCACUGACAUGCCAAAAGUCAUGGGACAGGUUCUGGUAUCGUGUCCAAACACUGCAGUAAGCAAACUUCUUCUUACAUUUACAGCAGUUAUACACCAACAGUUACACUCCGACAUGCCAAAAGUCAUGGGACACAAACCAGUAUCACGUCCCUUGGUUUUGCCAUGAACAUUAAAACAUUAAAGAAUGCUCUAUAAUAUAAUAUAAACUAUUGAUAAAAAGCCAAGCAGAACAAAUUCCAGUCAGCGGCAGACUGCACUUCCACCACUCUCCUGAAGGUGGCACUAUAGGCUCACACGCAUCACACAUGUAGGGAACUCAAAAAAAAAAAUUAAAAAAAGGAGUGAAGAGAGAGAGAGAGAGAGAAAAAAGAAAAGAGAAAAGCUUCACACACACUUUCUCUCUUUCUGAAGCGCCCAACUCUAAUUUUGAAUGAAACGGUAAAUUGAGCUGAAGAUUUGGCAUCAGUGAAAGCCUGUAUGCUCCAGAGAGGAGUAAUUAGUCAUAUUUGAACUUUUUAAAUACAUUAAUCACUUUUAAUUAAGUGCGGACCAUGCUAAUGUGCUGUAAAAGGUGGCGUCUUGGUUCCAGAACGAGGUGUUUAAACCAGUGUAUGAGUAAUAUCUGGAGGAGUAUUGUGAGAGUUCUGGUCGGUGAUGAAGUCUCGGUGAUGUUUUUAUAAUGUUUUAAACCGUGUGUUUCUCUUUUGGGAGACGAUUGGAGUGUAAAUAUGUUUGUUUUUAUUUAAAUUAUUGCAAAUAAUGUGACUUUUGAAUUAAAUUCUAUAUAAUAAAUUGCAGAAAUGUAUGUUUUAA